Ficedula albicollis (Collared flycatcher) is the source of this 1969-nucleotide messenger RNA. It is a transcript of the gene ESRRG, whose product is annotated as estrogen related receptor gamma. Gene Ontology annotation, cellular component: nucleus. The transcript is spliced from 7 exons. Gene Ontology annotation, biological process: regulation of DNA-templated transcription. Bases 89 to 1741 code for a protein of 550 amino acids. The record is from RefSeq and is a predicted model, not a curated record. Lineage: Eukaryota; Metazoa; Chordata; Aves; Passeriformes; Muscicapidae. Gene Ontology annotation, molecular function: nuclear steroid receptor activity; sequence-specific DNA binding; steroid binding.
AAAAUGGGUGAAGGUUACUGGGCAGUGUUUGCACAGGAGGUCAGGCUGGGUGAUCUCACUAUGCCUGCAGCCAACUCCACCCUGGAGCAUGAGCUGCAGCCUUGCAAAAGGAGAGCUCUCAAAGGGAAACCCACAGAUUUCCAAGCUCAUAGGAGCAACUGUGGGCUGUCUGCUGGCCGGAGCAAGCUCUGCUCCGUUUGGUUUGCCGCUCGGCUUCUGUUGUCAGCAUGUCCCUGUUAGGAGUAACGAGCUGAGAGAGACUGGAAGCAAGCCUGCAGCGUGCCAGCUCGUCUGGGAGGUGCAGCUGGGUAAAGUGCAGCAGCAAAUCCUUUGCAGUGCUGGUGCUGAGAGCUGUUUCACAGAGCAGUUUUGUUCUCUGGUGGUUUUAUCGUCACAAACGGUUUUAGAUGCAUUUACAUGGCUUCUCUGCAGAAUGUCAAGCAAAGAUCGACACAUUGAUUCCAGCUGUUCGUCGUACAUCAAGACGGAACCGUCGAGCCCCGCCUCCCUGACGGACAGCAUCAACCACCACAGCCCCGGUGGCUCCUCCGACGCCAGCGGGAGCUACAGUUCCACCAUGAAUGGCCAUCAGAACGGGCUGGACUCGCCUCCCCUCUACCCCUCGGCCACAGGGCUCGGGGGCAACGGGCCGGUCAGGAAACGGUACGACGACUGCUCCAGCACCAUUGCCGAAGACUCACAGACCAAGUGUGAAUACAUGCUGAACUCCAUGCCCAAAAGACUGUGUUUGGUGUGCGGUGACAUUGCCUCAGGGUACCACUAUGGAGUGGCCUCCUGCGAGGCCUGCAAGGCUUUCUUCAAGAGGACAAUUCAAGGUAACAUAGAGUACAGCUGCCCAGCCACAAAUGAAUGUGAAAUCACAAAGCGCAGACGCAAGUCCUGCCAAGCCUGCCGCUUCAUGAAGUGUCUAAAAGUUGGCAUGCUGAAAGAAGGUGUGCGCCUAGACCGAGUACGUGGAGGUCGCCAGAAGUACAAGCGCAGAAUAGAUGCAGAGAACAGCCCAUACCUGAACCCUCAGCUAGUUCAGCCAGCAAAAAAGCCAUAUAACAAGAUUGUCUCCCAUUUGCUGGUGGCUGAACCAGAGAAGAUCUAUGCUAUGCCUGACCCCACUGUUCCAGACAGUGACAUCAAAGCGCUUACCACUCUUUGUGACCUGGCAGACAGAGAACUGGUGGUGAUCAUUGGAUGGGCUAAGCAUAUUCCAGGAUUCUCCACUUUGUCUCUAGCUGACCAGAUGAGCCUUCUGCAGAGUGCUUGGAUGGAAAUCUUGAUUCUCGGUGUUGUAUACCGGUCACUUUCUUUUGAGGAUGAGCUCGUAUAUGCUGAAGAUUAUAUUAUGGAUGAAGACCAGUCCAAAUUGGCAGGCCUUCUUGACCUUAACAAUGCCAUACUGCAGCUGGUAAAGAAAUACAAGAGCAUGAAGCUGGAGAAAGAAGAAUUUGUCACCCUCAAAGCUAUAGCACUUGCUAAUUCAGACUCAAUGCACAUAGAGGAUGUUGAGGCAGUGCAGAAACUUCAGGAUGUCUUACAUGAGGCUCUGCAGGAUUACGAGGCCGGGCAGCACAUGGAAGAUCCUCGCCGUGCAGGCAAGAUGUUGAUGACCCUCCCGCUUCUGAGGCAAACCUCCACCAAGGCUGUGCAGCAUUUCUACAACAUCAAACUGGAAGGCAAAGUCCCCAUGCACAAACUUUUUUUGGAAAUGCUGGAGGCCAAGGUCUGACUAAAGCAUCAUGGGCAUCCCCAUCAUGCACGUUUUAAAAAAAAAAAAAAAAAGAAAAAAAAAGGGAAAAUAAACAGGAUAAUAAUGGCAAAGAAACUUAGUGUUUAAUUAAGGAAAAAAUGACUAAAUGACUGCACUGAUAUUUAGCAGCAAGACUGUGAAGCAGCUUUCAACUUUUUCUUCUGUGUCUUUCUGAUGCAGUUUUUUCUUUUCCUUUUCCUUUUCUCC